This is a messenger RNA of Cuscuta campestris, 1960 nucleotides long. Lineage: Eukaryota; Viridiplantae; Streptophyta; Magnoliopsida; Solanales; Convolvulaceae. The record is from the annotation of a GenBank genome assembly.
CUCAAAAUACUACGUACUCGGUAUUUUUUUUAUGAACUUUGGUCUUUUGGAUCGUCUCCCGUAGUCCGGCGGGAAUCAUGCUGCACGGAGUUGACCGCCACCGGUAAAUGAUAUACGAAGCAAACACUCGUAUAUACGAGGAAUUUAGUACUCUGUAUUAACAAUCGGAGUCAUAGCUUCUUCAGUUCGUCGCUGUCUGUCUCAACCGCUUCGUCCUAAGACUAGCUACUCAGCUCACGGCGGAGGAUAGGAGUGGAGGAUAGUCCUUUAGAAGCGGAAACCGAUCGGAUCUCAGAAACAAUGGCGAAAGACUCGACGUUGGUGCACUCGACGUUGGUGACGUAUGCAUCAAUGCUCUCACUACUCAUAUCCUGUCCUCCUUUUGUCAUUCUAUUGUGGUAUACUAUGGUACAUGCUGACGGCUCUGUAUUGCACACAUGGAAUUACCUAUACCAGAAUGGCCUGAAAGGGUUCCUUGAUAUUUGGCCAAAGCCCACAGCAAAUUCUUGCAAAAUUCUUGCGUGUUAUGCAAUAUUUGAGGCUGCUCUUCAGCUUUUAUUGCCUGGAAAGAGGGUUGAGGGACCGAUUUCUCCAGCUGGAAACAGGCCUGUCUACAAGGCAAAUGGGGUGCUAGCGUAUGCAGUGACAUUGGCUACAUAUAUCAGCCUUUGGUGGUUUGGGAUAUUCAAUCCUGCAAUUGUUUAUGAUCAUUUGGGGGAGAUUUUCUCCACACUCAUUUUUGGGAGCUUUAUCUUCUGUAUUUUCUUGUACAUUAAAGGUCAUGUUGCACCAUCUUCCUCUGAUUCCGGCUCGUCAGGAAACAUAAUUAUCGACUUCUACUGGGGGAUGGAACUAUAUCCUCGUAUUGGCAAGCACUUUGAUAUCAAAGUGUUCACAAACUGCAGAUUUGGCAUGAUGUCUUGGGCAGUUCUUGCCGUGACUUACUGUAUAAAACAGUAUGAAGAAUAUGGGAGAGUUGCUGAUUCCAUGCUUGUGAAUACUGUAUUGAUGUUGGUGUAUGUCACAAAGUUCUUCUGGUGGGAAGCUGGGUACUGGAACACAAUGGAUAUUGCUCAUGACAGAGCUGGAUUUUAUAUAUGUUGGGGAUGCUUGGUUUGGGUUCCAUCAGUUUAUACCUCUCCUGGAAUGUAUCUUGUCAAACAUCCAGUAGAUCUUGGACUUCAGCUUGCACUUUCUAUUCUUAUUGCUGGAAUUCUUUGCAUAUAUAUCAACUAUGAUUGUGAUAGGCAAAGGCAAGAAUUCCGUAGGACAAAUGGCAAAUGCACUGUUUGGGGAAAAGCUCCAUCAAAGAUUGUUGCCUCUUAUAAAACAGAAUCAGGCGAGACAAAAACGAGCCUUCUGCUCACAUCAGGAUGGUGGGGUCUAGCUCGGCACUUCCAUUAUGUCCCUGAAAUAUCCGCUGCAUUUUUCUGGACCGUUCCAGCUCUUUCUAACCACGUUCUUCCUUAUUUCUAUGUGGUGUUUCUCACCAUCCUACUCUUUGAUCGAGCCAAGAGGGACGAUGAUCGAUGCAGAUCAAAGUAUGGCAAGUUCUGGAAAUUGUACUGUGAAAAGGUACCAUACCGAAUAAUACCAGGAAUUUACUGAGGUUUUGUUCGAUUGAAAUUUAAGUCUGCAAUUGUUUGUUGGAGGUUAGAAGACCAGAUCAACAAUCUUCGUCCUUGUAUAACUGAUGCUUCUUAUUUUUAUUAAACUUAAUACUCCGUACUAAUAAUUAUUGGGUGCAUAUACAAAUUCGACACUUUUAGCACUUUUGGCGUCGUCCCUCUUGGCCCGAUUAUAAUUUUCACUUUGUAAAAUAUCUCAAAGUAAAAAGUCUGAACUAAUCACUGCUUGUGUUUGUUACUUUGUAUGCCCUACUAUUUUUGGAAAACAGUUUGUUAGUUCCAUAUUGUGUUGGCAUUAUUUUUUGACAAACGAAUAGAUUUAUUUAGAAUUA